GGUGUAUCCUACACCAGUGGCCUCCACCAUGCCGCCUAAGUUUGACCCCAAUGCAAUCAAAGUUGUAUACCUGAGGUGCACCGAUGGCGAAGUGGGUGCCACAUCUAUCCUGGCCCCAAAGAUUGUCCCAUUGCGUCUGUCUCCAAAAAAGAUUGGUGAUGAUAUCGCCAAAGCAACUGGUGAUUGGCAGGGUCUGAGGAUUACAGUGAAACUGAUCAUUCGGAACAGACAGCUCCAGACUGAAGUGGUAUCUCCUGCUUCUGCCCUGAUUAUCAAAGUCCUCAAGGAACUUCCAAGAGACAGAAAGAAGCAGAAAAACAUUAAACACAGUGGAAAUAUCAUUUUUGAUGAGAUUGUCAACAUUGCCUGGCAGAUGCGGCACCGAUUUUUAGCCAGAGGACUCUCUGGAAACAUUAAAGAGAUUCUGGGGACCACCCAGUCUGUGGGCUAUAAUGUUGAUGUCUGCCACCCUCAUGACAUCAUAGAUGACAUCAAUUUCACUGGAAUGCCUAGCUAG
This is a messenger RNA of Lynx canadensis (Canada lynx), 517 nucleotides long. Its product is annotated as 60S ribosomal protein L12-like. The transcript has a single exon. Gene Ontology annotation, biological process: translation. The coding region runs from base 29 to 517 and encodes 162 amino acids. Gene Ontology annotation, cellular component: ribosome; cytosolic large ribosomal subunit. NCBI's taxonomy places the organism in Eukaryota, Metazoa, Chordata, Mammalia, Carnivora, Felidae. The record is from RefSeq and is a predicted model, not a curated record. Gene Ontology annotation, molecular function: large ribosomal subunit rRNA binding; structural constituent of ribosome.